Planococcus citri (citrus mealybug) is the source of this 3410-nucleotide messenger RNA. Its product is annotated as fork head domain transcription factor slp2-like. The record is from RefSeq and is a predicted model, not a curated record. Gene Ontology annotation, molecular function: DNA-binding transcription factor activity; sequence-specific double-stranded DNA binding. Gene Ontology annotation, biological process: regulation of transcription by RNA polymerase II. NCBI's taxonomy places the organism in Eukaryota, Metazoa, Arthropoda, Insecta, Hemiptera, Pseudococcidae. The transcript is spliced from 2 exons. The coding region runs from base 384 to 1877 and encodes 497 amino acids. Gene Ontology annotation, cellular component: nucleus.
GGUCGGCUCAGCAAGAUUGUAUUUCUUGUAUACAAACAAGAUUCACGAUGUUGAGGCCAAAAUUAGUCCACGAAUUGGCGUGCUUGUUGUAAACAUUCUCUAGUACGAGUUGAAAUCUAUACUUCACCGGUUUCUUUCUAAUUUUUGUUUUCGUCGUGCUGCGAACCGAGUGUACACAAUAUUUCGCGUACUAUUUAGUAUGUUUCUAUUGUAGCUAUUUAUUUACGCAUAAUUGACACUAUAUAAUCGUUGUUUUCUUGAUUGAUAAGAAUUAUUGAAUAAUUCGCGAAAGUGAGCGUUGUUUUCUUCUUGAUGAUCGAGAUUAAUUUGAGAUUUUUAUCGUAAUUUUGGUGCGAAUUUCGCGGCGCUGAAAGUUCAGUUUAAUGACAAUGGUGAACGCAACGAAUAUCGCUCAUAAGGAACCCAGCAUGGCGUUGACACCGAGCAGAAAAUCUUCAAGUUUUUAUAUCAGUUCGCUGUUAACUUCCACACAUUCGAGUAAUUCGAUUUCAUCGAAGAUCUCCGAACAGAGUUCUUCUUCGCCUCCGCCAACCCAGAGUAAUUCGGAGAUCGCCUCCAAGACCCCGGAGUAUGCGAUGAUUUCCACGUAUACGUUACCCGAACAAGCUAAAGAAAUUGAUGACAAAGACGAACACGCUGUAGAAGACGAAUCCGACGAAAUGGAAGAAGACUACUCGGACGACAGCGAGAACUGCCUAGAAUACCGAUGCAGCGACGACGACGAAGAUUUAGACGUAACCGGAGACUCGAACGCUUCUUCACCUCUGGACUGUUCCAGAACAGCGGCCAUCACUUCGUCAAAUCCGACCUCAGACACAUCCUGCCAACAAGUCGACGCAUCCAGCGACGGAGCCAAAAGCACAGACGAGAAAAGCAUCGCUGAUAAAGACGCCAGCAGCAACGACAGCAAAAAAGACGACGCUACCGACGAGAAAAAGAAACACGAAAAGCCACCUUUCAGUUACAACGCUCUGAUCAUGAUGGCCAUCAAGAACAGUCCUCACAGACGUCUGACUCUGAACGGGAUCUACGAGUACAUCAUGAAGAACUAUCCGUACUAUCGUGAAAACAAACAAGGCUGGCAGAACUCCAUACGUCAUAAUUUAUCGCUGAAUAAAUGCUUCGUCAAGGUAGCUCGCCACUACAACGACCCGGGUAAAGGUAAUUACUGGAUGUUGGAUGCCAGCAGCGAAGACGUCUUCAUCGGCGGAUCCACCGGUAAAUUACGUCGCCGAUCCACAGCAGUAUCCAGAAACAGACGCCUAGCAGUCUACCGAUCGACCCAAGCAGCAGCCGCAGUAGCUGCUUAUCAAAGAGCCCUUGUUGCCAAUAACCCGCAUCCUCAUCAUACGUGGCCCGUGCUGCCUGCUUUGAACGAUCCUCAUCACACCCUGUACCAUCAUCCGUUCAACACGGCUGCUCCUUCGGUCUACCAUACAGCCGCAGCUCAUAUGGCCGCCGUUGCCGCAGCUACCGCCGCCAUGUUACCGAAUGGUAACGCCGCAGCCGUCCUGUCGCCAAAUCUGCCCGCCGAUCCGGCUCUCACGACUCCCACCAUAAAUGGCUUCUCCAUCGAUCGCAUCUUGGCCACGAGUCCAGAUAGUUAUGCCAGAAGUCAGGCCGCAGCAGCAGCCAUGUACCCGCCGUAUUUAUACAAUGCCAUCAGGCAGCAGCAACAGCAACAGUAUCAGCAGCAGAGAUUACCCGGUUUGGAGACCACUUCGCCGGCAGCUCAUCGAACCAAAGCUUCGAUAUUUUCACCAUACGAUAACGAACCGUCUCAUCAGCAAAGAUUACAGCAGCCUAUUCUCAAACCUAUUACCGUACUUUCCAACGACUCGAAAUCCGAACUGUAGUCCCAAAUUUGUCGCUUUACUCUAUAACUACAGGGUGUGCAAGAAAAUUGGCGAACAUUCUACGAGGUAUGAUUAUCAAUUAUCACAAACAUCAAAAAUUAAUUUUUUAUUAAAAAAUUAAGAAUAAUUUAUUUUCAAAGUUCUAAAAAAUAUAUCUUAGAUCGAAAUAAAUUUAAAAAAAUGAUCAAUUUUGAUCAUUCGAUAAAAAUUUGGAAUUUCAAAAUUUGGAAUUUCACCCCAUAUCUCGAUAUUCGCCGGUUCAAUUGCCCACCCUCAAGUAUUUCGUAUCUUUGAUGUUUCGAAAACUCAAGAUACACUUUUUCGUGAGUAGUUACCAUUAUCGUAUAAUUUUGUUUUUGUUGUCUAAUUAUUGUUUGUUGGUAUAUUUUUUUCUUCGCUUCAUCAUCAUCAGUAAUCAGUAGCCAAUCGACUCGAAUGUGCAGGCUGCUCGAUGAACGUUAUUACAUUAAAAAAAAGUACGAGACCGAGUCUGAGCGGCCAUUUUUAUCGAUUUUCGACUAUUACCUACCUAUUCUCGAGUUAAACGACCAACAAUGAAUGAAAAUUUCAAAAAGAAAAAAUUAAAUAUCCCCUCCAGCUCUGUAGAGUUGCGCACCCUUUCCAAAGGGAUGUUUUAGAGCAACGUUUCAAUUAGAUAGGUAUAGUGUAUACUUUAUUGUAUCGCCGCGAAAUAAGAUUCGAAAAAAAAAAUCGAGCUGUAUUGUACUCGUAUUAUGGUACCCCCAAAAAAGAAACAUACUUUGUGUACAGUACGUGUAAACGAGGCGGUUCUCCAUAUUUAUUCUGUAGGGAGUUUUCAAUGUACCUAAACAAUCAAAUAUAGAGGGGGAUGUGUUUUAAAACGGUGAAAUAUGUAUCGUAUAUAUAUAGCAAAUGGUCCACACACGAGUCGUAAAUAAUAAAAUAUUGGUCGAGUUAGAGUUUUUUUUAUGUAUUUUUAAUUUUUUUUUUCUUUUUUGAAUACUCGUGUAAGUUUAUCUAUAUACUCAAUAAUAUAGAUAUUUUUUGCGCUGCGUAUUCGUUAAAACCAAAAAAUUCAGUAGCCCUGAAAUAAGUAACUUAACACUUAAAUUCGUCGAUUUUUAUUUUAUAUAUUAAUUAAUGAUUAAUUCAUUACGGCCAUGUUCAGUUCCUUGUUUUUUUUUUCUUUUUUUCCAAUUAUUUAUGUUAUUGUGUAAGUUUAUUAUAUCUGUAUUACUUACGGAUUUUUCUCCUCUUUUUUUUGUGUUUUUUUUUCUUUUCGUUUGUAUUCAUUGUUUUUUCUUUUUGUAUCGAAAAUAUCGAAGUGAUGUUUGCAAUAUUUCCAGUUGUUGUUUAGUUCGAAGAGUGUGGGCUGAUUUUUUUUUUUUUUUGUAAAACUUUCUUAUAUACGAACGAGUGUCGUUGCUGCGAUGAAAUUUUUAGUAUUUGUUUGUACAUAACUUUAGUCAUUUAUUUAUAUAGAUCGCUUUAUGUCGAGUUUACAAGUGUAAAUGCCGCGAAAACGUGAUAAUAAAAGAUUUUCAAUUUUAA